UCUGCUAUCUUCCUGCUGGAGAUAUCGCUGGUCGAGGUGUCGUACGACUGCUAAUGCAGCUCGCUUCGAAUUACCGCUGCUACCGCUACAAAAUCGAAUGGAACACAGGACAGGGCGCGGCAGCAGCGGCAGCAGCAACCCGUAGCAGCCAGUUUCUUAGGAACAGCUACAGCCCCAGCAGCAGAAGCCGCCGGUUGCAAAGGCACUCUCAACAACAACCCAGCCUCUCCCAUGUGAUCUUAGCCGUGGAGAGAGCGGCUUGUUUAACACUCCAUGAUCCAGUUGGUCGUGCAGUUGUUGAUUGACCGCGUUGUGUUUUGAGUUCGUUAAGCCGCUUGCCGUCGCAGUCACUGACUAAUUUGUUCGUUUAUCUGUACGCCUUUGGCUGAAUGGCUGUCUGAGUGAGUGACCGAUCAGUAUUUCUAGUAUUGUUAACUGGCCCACUGUCCGGUUCGUCUAUCUCUUUAUGCUGUCCAGUGCCCCUGUGUGUGCGUGUACUUAUGUGUAUCAGUCUCGAUUUCGUCGAGCUGCCUACUUCUAGAAUAUCUACUUCUACUGCUGCUGCUGCUACAACUAUUACUAUUGCGGAUCCUUAACCGACCAUCGCAAAAGCCGCUGUUUCACACCGCUAGAAAGUGGCUGAGGUUUUUAAGGGGCGCGUGAAAUCCCCACUGUUCUCGUGAGCCUACUCGCUGAAUACGGCGAACGACUUUGCAACUCGAGGGAACCUCCGGAAAACUAGGUUACAGAAGAAGGCAAUAUAGGGAGAAAAACGGGAACCAUUCAACUGUGAAAAGCAAGCAAUACCAAGAAUAGCAUCAGCUACAGAUACAUGCUAGCAACAGCUUAUGUGAAUUCGUAGGAAUUAUAGGGUCAACGACAGCUGCGACAGUUGUCCGACCGACGGGACGUAAGUUUUUCUGCGUACCUCUCAGUGACCGUUUGUGUACGUCCCGGUUUAAGUAAGUGGCUCGAUUGGCGCUGCAGCCGCCUCUAGCUGUCUGGCGCCGAUCAAAAAAGAACAGACGAUUGUCAAUGUUCCUGCUAUAGCCGUUGCUACGAAAACGCACGCGCCAGCUUAUCCAAUUACCGCAACAUCUCGCACUUGUUCGUACAUUUGUUGUGUUGUGUAGCUUAGUCAUAGUGGGGGGUGGCGGAUUUUAGGGACAGUUUAAAGGUAGGGAGAUAAGGAAGACCGAGCCGGGCUAGCAGCUGCAAGCGGUGCAAAGGUAUUUUUAAAGUAAAAUUCUAAUCAACUUCUUAUUAGGGUGACCGUGAGAUCGCGUUAAGGGUUCGCUGCUGCAAGAAACGAUAAACGUGUCGAGAUCGUUGAAGUUGUUGGUGUCGCGGUACAUAAAUGCUAAGAAGUAGAUAAAGACAUCCCUCAGCACAUGUGGCUCGAGCGCACAGUUGAUUCUACGAGCUAGGCGACGUGAAGUGAUUCUUACAAUUUGUUGUUUGUGAAAUUUUUCUUUCUCAUACACAUCUAUCGAAAUCCGCCUGCUGCCCGCACGUAUAAUCUGUCAGAAGUUCGCGAUCUCAGUGUGGCGUUAUCGUAAGCUCGACAGGUUCAUCCCGGUAACGCAGAUAACAACAGAACUGUGCGGGAUAAAAGAUGGAUGAAGCCGAGAAAGAGCAGAGAGCAUUGCGUCUUAAGGAGGAAGCAAAUGAACAUUUCAAAAAACAAGAGUUUGCGAGCGCAAUCGAGUUAUACAAUCAAGCGAUUGAACUGGAUCCUACUAAAGCGGUUCUAUUCGGCAAUCGGAGCUUCGCUCACCUUCGGCUAGAAAACUUCGGUUAUGCCCUCGAGGACGCGAAUAGAGCCAUUCAAAUAGAUUCGAAUUACGUUAAGGGCUAUUAUCGAAGGGCGUUAGCGUAUAUGUCAUUAGGCAAAUUUAAAUUGGCUUUAAAAGACCUCGAAGCUGUGUGCGGGGCGUGUCCGUCGGAUUUGGAUGCAAAGAAACGCUGCAACGAAUGCCGUAAGAUCGUGCAACGGUUGGCAUUCGAAAAUGCCAUCCGGGUAGAAGAGGUCAGAAGGAGUGUUGCAGACAGCUUCGAUCUCAAUACAAUGACCGUUGAUGAUGAUUAUGACGGUCCACACCUCGGAGAUGAUGGACAAGUCACAGUGGAGUUUAUGGACGCCUUAGUUGACACUCUUGAAAAGCAAAAGAAGUUGCAUCGAAAGUAUGCGUACAAAAUGCUCCUUCUGAUAAAAAAAUACUUUGAACAACAGCCGACAUUAGUUGACAUUGAAGUUCCUGCUGGCAGCAAAUUCACCAUCUGCGGCGAUAUCCAUGGUCAGUUCUAUGAUCUGCUGAAUAUUUUCAAGUUAAAUGGUCCACCCUCUGAGACCAAUCCGUACCUGUUCAACGGCGAUUUCGUCGAUCGUGGCUCAUUCUCAGUCGAGUGCAUCCUGACACUGUUUGGCUAUAAGUUGCUUUAUCCAAGUCAUUUCUAUAUGUCACGAGGGAACCACGAGAGCCAUACGAUGAAUCAAAUGUAUGGAUUUGAGGGUGAAGUACGUUCGAAAUACACGGACCAUAUGGCGCAGCUGUUCACCGAAGUGUUUUGCUGUAUCCCGCUAGCUCAUGUGAUCAACAACAAAGUGUUCGUUACCCAUGGCGGUCUCUUCCAGAGCAACGGCGUCACACUGAAAGACAUUCGCGAAACAGAUAGGUUCCGUGAACCUCCAGAAACGGGAAUUAUGUGCGAUCUGCUAUGGUCCGACCCCACACCCCUGCCGGGCCGACAACCCUCGAAACGUGGUGUAGGUAUACAAUUUGGACCGGAUGUUACUGACCGCUUCCUAUUUGAAAAUGGUCUUGAAUAUGUGAUACGUUCACACGAAGUGAAACCGGAAGGAUAUGAAGUGGCUCACAACGGCAAAUGCAUCACCGUCUUCUCGGCCCCUAAUUAUUGUGACCAGAUGGGGAAUAAAGGCGCCUUUAUCACUAUACGUGGUGAUGAUCUCACGCCAAACUACACUGUUUACGAAGCAGUGCCGCAUCCCAAUGUUCGGCCAAUGGCAUACGCCUCCAGCCUGAUGAGCUUCUAGAGUCGUACAAGCGGACCAUUCGUGAGUUCGCACAUUCAGUCAGCCUAUGUUGAAGUCAGGGUCUACGUUAUUGUGGACUUGUUGGAACGCGGAAGAUGCAAACACGUUUCUUCCAUAGAAGCGUUAAAAUUAGGAGAAGAUAGAUCAAGACGAUUAGAGGAACCCAGUCGUCCGUUGCUGAAUUUCGCCCAUUGAAAUAGGACCAGCCGCAGUGCAAGUCUAAAAUGGAAAUCCAUUAUAAUAAUCUAGAGGUAAAGCAUUCGGCUGUUUCGACUAGAAACGGAAGUUUUGACAGUGAGCGAUUUCCACCCAGCGGUUUUUUGGUUGACAAGAAGAUUGCUAAACGAUGAAUCUACGAUCUAUAUCCAAGGAAAACCGCUUAGGACUACACGAUCGUCUUGAAAGAACUGAUAUAUAGAGAAAAAGAGUAACAAAGAAAGGAGAAAGAUAAUAGUAUUAAUGAUAAUCGUUGUAGGAUUAAAACCACCUUGAUGGUAAACGUUAAUAGUAAUGCUGGGCGGUUUUACACAAAAAUAGAACUAAACUUAAAUAAAAAAAAAAUACAUUAUUAAUAAAUAACAAUAGAAAAAACAUAACAGAUGUAGCUGAACAGAGAACACAGGUCCGAAGAAUCGGGUAUUUAUAGGUAUAAUAUAUCUAUCGUUUUUGACAAACACAAAGAACUGAUGGGCUUUAUGUGAAUGUAACUGAAGCUAAUGUAAAUGAGAGAACGUUUAUAUGGGGAGGAGGGGGAGUUACAGGGGUGCGACGAAGAAGUACAAUAUAAGAGAACCAGAAGGGAGACACUAUAAAAAAAAGCAAGAAAUUGGAAGACAAAGAGGCGAAAAGGGCUUAACUGUUAUAUUGUCAUGCCUGUUGUUGUCCUAUUUUACGAUGUGGGCGUUAUGAGAAUGUGGAAAGGAUAUACGGAAGAACCCCAACAUGCGAUUAGAACAAAAACCAGAGCGAAUUGAUCGUGCAUAUAGUAGUGUGCACAAUAAAGUGGCACGGAACGUUGGGCCGAGCACCGUAUUGAUCGGUUCGUUUUAAUUUACCUACAUGGCCUACUGCCUUGAUCGCUAACUAUGUGUGAGUUGAAAAGGGGGGCGACUAAGUUAAGGCAAUAAUCGGGUAUUGCCGCUCAGUUACAUUGACCUGUGUUUAAAAUAUUUUGUUCGAAUUUGAUAUUUGUAUGCGUUGUUUCUUGUCUUUAUCUUUAUCAUUUACAAUAAUUGUUUAGAGCAUUUUUUCAUACUGUUGUUGCUAGCUUUUUAUCGUUUUGUCGGCACAGAUGGCGUGUCAUAUUGCAAAACGUUGGAACGAGGUUUGUGCAGCUCUAAACAUUACCAAUCAGACCCUACCGGCGACUCAGCUAUAAAGCGUCUUGCACAAUUUUCGAUUCUAUAUGAAUAAUUAACAGAGAAUGCCGUCGAACAAAGUUGUUUUCAGCACUCGACAAAUGAGGCAAUACCGUUAAAUAAACGAAUUACGCAUGCAUAAGCUUCUGGCAUACCCUAUAUAUAUAUAUCUAUAUAUACAAAAAUCAAUUACUUUAAAGAAAGCGAUAGUAAUCUAUAGGUAAAAAUCCACACCUCAGACAAGGAUGACGAUAAAAUUAACUAAUGUAAAUUUUGAUGGCCAUACAAACACAUGGAGAAAUGAAAAGAAUCGCGCAUUUACAUAUGGUCGCUGUAAUUUGUCCCCGUUGUUUUAGGGUUACCCUUUUUUUUAGGUUCCUGGCUGCUAUGUUCAGAAAGCUGCUAGACCGGUUUCUGAUAGGUUUUAUUUUUCACAUUAUCCGAGGUUCUAUAUUGGGACGCUUCAGGACCGCUGUACUGUAUACACAAGACCGCACAAGCCAUAUAACGGUGCUCGAAAAAGGAGUCAUUCAUCUUGCUGAUGAUUUGCCUGUGCAAGCCAUUGCAAUAGCUAUGAUCCAUGCCUUUCUUCAAAGGCAACGACUGUUUUAAUACUAAAAAGACGACAGCUCUUGAUAUCCGGUAUAAUCCAUUGAAACAUCAGGAGUUCGAAGAAAUAUACAGGUCCUGAAAGUAAAAGUUGAAAUUAUAAUGGUUGAAAAUAGAUUCAAAAAUAAUACCUUGGAUCUAUACACGCAGAGAACGUAAAUAAAACAAAUGCAACUGCCACAAAUAUUUUAUUGAAGGAUAUUGUAAAUUACGGAUAUCUGAAUUGUUCAAGCUGUUUCUAAGUAAUAAUAUUUCUUUCUUUGGAAGUGCAUUACUUUCUCUCAAAGAGACAACUAGAUUUUGACAUGCCAUAGAGUUUCAGUUAUAUCCGGACGUCUCUUUUAAGUAACGGAUAAUAUACGACACUACGGGAUUGUUUAACGAAACAUGGCUACUAAUAGUCAGGCCUGAUCAUGAAAUGAUGCUCAAGACGAGUACAUCUGUGGUAAAAGCAAACCGGAUUUUGUACAAAAUCGACUUUUAUAUGUACAUAUCAGUAUAUUCAUAUCAGCAGAACAGUGUAGUGUGAUCUUGUCGUCAAAAGUUGGAGCUGUAAUGCAUCUCGAUGCAACAAAUCAUCACCACAAGGUGUGUUUUUUUUAAAUAUUGCUCAUAUGUGGUGUGACGAUUUUUUUACAAUUUAAGCCCUAAUUACAUCAAUUAAAAUAGGCGAGAGUCCAAUGACCCAUUUUUUGCAGCAAUCAGGUAUGAAAGGUUCAAUCGUGAUCCAAAAACGACGAUGCGCAGUUUGGGGUCGAUACUACAAAAAACUGCCAGGGCUUAGAGGCCGGCCUGCUCCAAAAAAUACUUCUCCUCAACGUAUAGUAAUUAUAUAAGGGUAACAGCUGUCGUUUCUUCGUUGAUUAAUUUUAUACGAGAAUAUACAAACAAUAUUUAUU
Molecule: messenger RNA, 5921 nt
Organism: Varroa destructor (honeybee mite)
Lineage: Eukaryota; Metazoa; Arthropoda; Arachnida; Mesostigmata; Varroidae
Gene: PpD3
Product: protein phosphatase D3
Molecular function (GO): hydrolase activity; protein binding
Source: RefSeq, a predicted model, not a curated record